AGCUCUUUCUAGAGCAUGCUGCUAACAAAGACAAAUCACUUUUAUUGCAGCUUCUUCACCCAGAUUGUACAAACCCACAACUCUAUUAGCCGCCCACUAACCAGCUCAUCAUGCGCUGUUCUGCCAAGUUAUCCAUACACAUCUUGGACUGUGACUUUAUGCUGCUGGCUGUGUUCAAGUUCACUAUUACAUGUGUUUUUAUUUAACAAAUGUCUGAGCAGUUCUUCAUCUGUAAUUGAAUAAAUUCCCUUGUGCUUGCUGUGUGCCAACUAAGUGACAGGAGCAUGAAAAUAUGAGACGUUAAUGAAUUAACCUGCAAUUAGUCUUCCCACUGUUGUUAUGAGGGAUGCAAAGGCUUUAAAAGCACAGUGUAGUGAGUGCAGCUGCUGGAGUAUCAUCAUCAUUUAUACUGCACGCCUGAGAAGAUGAUUGAUUUUAUGUAAAUGAGCACAACGCACAACUUGAAUUAUAGUAAUUUGUACACAAGUUGCUGCAGACAAUUGUAUUUAGAGGCAGAAAUGACCUGAUAUUUACUGACAAUAAUGUUGCUUUCCCAUCAGCGUAAUAGGAAGAAGGAUUUACCCAAAACACAUCAGCUGAGACUCAAUUCAAAAUGACGUUUCUACCACUUAAAAUAAUCUCUGUCAAAUGAACCUUUCCAGCAACGGCGGCGGGUAAGCCCGUUGCAGGCCGUGAGUUUACUGUGUGUGGUUGUGCAGCAUUUUGAAUUAAAAGCUCUGUGUCAUCAGUAUUACUGCACAGCGCUUUAACAGUUUUGUAUUUUCAGCAGAUUCCCUAAAACACAAAACUCAUCCUCUGUGAUUGGUCGUGGCUCAGCAUGCUCCAUUGUUCCCUCAGCCCGUUUGUUCGCUUGGUUUCCUAUGCACAAACAAAACUUUCCUGCCUGCCCCGCACAAUAUUGGGCUCCUCUGUGCUUUGACAACCCGAAAUAUUGGAAUCUCUGACUUUUUCUGAGGGAAAAAAGAUAAAGUCAGUGUUUUUUUAGCAGGAUGUACAGCUUCAUGGGAGGUGGGUUGUUCUGUGCCGGAGUCGGGAACAUACUCCUCAUUGUCUCCACGGCAACUGACUACUGGAUGCAGUACCGUCACUCCAGCAAUUACAUGCACCAGGGCCUGUGGCGGUACUGUGUGCCCGGGAAAUGCAUGACACACACAGACAGCAUCGCGUACUGGGAUGCCACCAGAGCCUUCAUGAUUCUCUCCCUGCUGGCUUGUUUCAUUGGCAUUGUGAUCGGCGUCAUGGCCUUCAUCCACUACUCUUCCUUUGACGGGUUUGACAAGACAUUUGCAGCCGGCAUCCUCUUCUUCAUCUCCUGUGAGCUCCUCCGCCAUAGCUACAUUGCAAGCCUCUCCACUGUAGUGAACACCUUUUUACCAGCUAAACCUCAUGAUUGUAUCUCCUCUGUAGCCUUCUUUGUGUUGCUGGCCAUGGCUGUCUACACAGGAGUGACAGUGAACUACUACGGUAAACGCUAUGGCAGCUGGCGAUUCUCCUGGUCCUAUAUAAUGGGCUGGGUGGCAGUGGUGCUCACAUUCUUCUCAGGUAUCUUCUACAUGUGUGCCUACCGGAUGCACGAAUGCCCAAGAAACUCUAACUCACGCUGACCUGCCAAAGACAACACAUACAUCAGCACUGGUCCAUCAUAUACGGCCAAGAGGAACCAAUACCCUGUCAACUUUCCAACUACUUCCUGAAUAUUCAUGAAUAAGCAAAAUAAAUGAGAAAAAAAGAACACGUUUGUUGUUUGUAUUGUCUCUACAUUAAUUGGAGUAAAUGAAAUACAGUACAGUAGAGCUGCACACUUAUGCAUGAGAGCAGAAAUGGUGCUUGAUGUUCUAGGGAUAAGCAAAUGAAAUGGUAUGGCAUGGUUACAAUGCUAUAAAUAAACAUAUCUGAGGCACAGAUUAAUAAAAAGUGUUGGUGUACUGUACAACUACUGACAACAGCACAAAUGACCACUUUAAAAACUAUUAGACUCAACAUCAUACAGUAAAGUACUGUAAGG
This is a messenger RNA of Epinephelus fuscoguttatus (brown-marbled grouper), 2026 nucleotides long. It is a transcript of the gene lim2.3, whose product is annotated as lens intrinsic membrane protein 2.3. The coding region runs from base 1011 to 1625 and encodes 204 amino acids. Gene Ontology annotation, cellular component: plasma membrane. The record is from RefSeq and is a predicted model, not a curated record. The transcript has 4 exons. Gene Ontology annotation, molecular function: structural constituent of eye lens. NCBI's taxonomy places the organism in Eukaryota, Metazoa, Chordata, Actinopteri, Perciformes, Serranidae.